CUUCGUGCAGCACACAAGUGUAAUAAACGAUGCGAAUACAACUUCCAUGCGGUUUUGUUUGGUAGAAGUACCCAAUGAAAAUUCUGUAUCGCGAUAUCAAAAAAGCACAGGACACCUGAGCAAAUUUUCUCGCAGCCCGACCAUCAAAUCACCAUUUUGCUCCUCCCAGCAACUGCUUAUUUGCUCGUCGCAGUGACAAGACUUUAUUUUUAUAGAUAUCCGCCAACUGUACCACUAGUACCAUCUUCACGAAUUUGCUUUUUCUUGUUGAAUCGUCAGGAGACAGACUUGGUCUUCACCUUCGACUUGUUCUUCACCUUCAGUAAGUACCAUCUUCUUCGACUUGUUCUGCACCGUCAGGAGACAGAAGGAACAGCGCUUUUUAGUACUACGCGAAGGAGAAAAUAAACAAGCACGACCAUGUCGCUGUCCACGUUGCGGCGGGUAGCUCCGGCGGUGCUACUCGACUUUUACACCAGUGAAAACAACCUGACGCAGGGCUUUCAGGUCGUUUUGCGCCGGGCAGGGGAACAAGAUGACGGGGACACGUGCGAGAACAAAAGCGACGAAUGGCUGCCGCUUUGCGAAAUGGGCAAGGACUGUGGCGUGUUUAAACAAAUCGAGCAAAUUGGCGAGCAGAAGCAGUGCACCAUCUCUGGGUUGAAAAACCAGGCAGUGCUGGGCGGGGCGUUAAUCAGAAGUCGUAACAAGUGUGAGCAAGACUGCGCGGACACCCCCGGCUGCCUCGGUAUCGUGCAGCGGAUCCGCGCCCAGCGCGACGCGUGUGCUCUGAUGCGUGGCGCCGAAGAUUUCGAACCUAAAAUCGAUGGAUCGGCGAAUGCCAUUCAGCUUUCGAACUUGCAACUAUCGAUACCGUUGUUCGGUAUCAGCCGCUAUUGCGAUCCAGAAACGUUUUGCGGCUGCGAAGCGAUGCGGGAAAAGUGGUUGCCUGAGUGCGGGGCAGAGGAUUGCGGCACUUGGAAGACAUUGGACGCGGCGGCAGAGGACGCGGGGUGUUGGGUGGAGGACACGGGCGACACGAACGCGGGCAGCACACCCCUACAAGACAUGCUGACACACCUGGCAGAUGGAGAAGGAGGCGACAAAGAUCGCGAGCUGUGCAAGCAGGAGUGUGAAGACAAUGAUGAGUGUGUGGGAAUCGCGCAGUACUACAAGAGCAGCAUCAUUCGCCCUUGUGAAAUGUUCCUCAAGAACAGCUAUCAAAUGUAAAAAUGUCUGGGUCUGGAAACUUGUGAUGCUGGGUGGCGUCUCAUGAUGAGGCUACAGAUGCUGGCUCAGCAUGACAAGUUUCUGAGCUCCUAGGUGUUGCCAAUUCUGCAUGACAAACUGCGCUUCUGCAUCACAGAAAAGCGGAGCUCUUGGGUAACGUGCAUGACAGAUUGAAGAGCCAUGCCAGACAAGCAUGACAAACAUGAAUUCUUCCAGACCCAGACAUUUUUACACUUGAUAACAGCGUCGGCAUUGCGGGCCCAAACGACCUGAAAUUGACGACAUUACCGUCGAACAACAAAGUCACGGGGAUCAGUCGUUACUGCGGGAAAUGCGAGACGGCUCCCGGACCUGUGGGUGGUGGAACGGGGAUCGGUACGCCGGCUCCCGGACCUGCGGGUGGUGAAAGCAGUACGCCGGCUCCCGGACCCGGACCUGCGGGGGGUGAAAGCAGUACGCCGGCUCCCGGACCCGGACCUGCGGGGGGUGACAGCAGUCCGCCGGCUCCCGGACCCGAACCAGCGGGUGAUGAAAGUUCGCCGCCGCCCGGAGACGUUGCCACCGACACUCACGUCACUGGCGCGGUGGAUGCUUCAAAGCUCGCGACCCCGGCCCCUGUGGUCGCCUGCUGCUAG
Molecule: messenger RNA, 1865 nt
Organism: Amoebophrya sp. A120
Lineage: Eukaryota; Dinophyceae; Syndiniales; Amoebophryaceae
Source: the annotation of a GenBank genome assembly